AUGAAUAUUAAAUUAAUCUCCAAAGUUUGGCUCUAUCUUUUCACGAUUGUUGGCGUUUUAUCGGGACUCGUUUUGUUUAUCUGGACGCUUUUGUAUUUAAAAUCAGAGACUUGGGCGGAGAUUUACCAAGCAGCAAAAGACGAUUACAGUCACGUAAAUAUUGACGGAGCGUACGAUUUGCUCGUUUUGACCAACACCGUCGGAGCUGGCAUGGCAUUCUUCAGUGCAUUGGGCUUUUUCUCGAUCUUGAUAGAAUCGAAAAGAUCGUUUUGGGUUUACACAAUUUACAUCGCCGGGUGCACUUUGCUCUCUUCGCUCGUGCUAUUGUUGCUGUUCGCGAGGCGGGAAACGAUCAAAAUAGUUCUGACCGAGAAUGCAAGGAGUGUGUGGUUGCUCAGAUAUGGCCUCGUGCGGGAUCUGAUCGAGGACUUUCAACGGAAAAAUGCUUGUUGUGGUUGGUUCAACGCCCUUGACUACUGUUUUGUAUUAAAUUCUUUCCGCCUAUUAGCAACAGGGAAAUUUUAUUAA
Oikopleura dioica is the source of this 528-nucleotide messenger RNA. NCBI's taxonomy places the organism in Eukaryota, Metazoa, Chordata, Appendicularia, Copelata, Oikopleuridae. The record is from the annotation of a GenBank genome assembly.